This is a messenger RNA of Papilio polytes (common Mormon), 4159 nucleotides long. RefSeq names its product metal transporter CNNM4-like. NCBI's taxonomy places the organism in Eukaryota, Metazoa, Arthropoda, Insecta, Lepidoptera, Papilionidae. Gene Ontology annotation, biological process: magnesium ion homeostasis; transport. Gene Ontology annotation, molecular function: transmembrane transporter activity. The transcript has 15 exons. Gene Ontology annotation, cellular component: plasma membrane. The record is from RefSeq and is a predicted model, not a curated record. Bases 80 to 3229 code for a protein of 1049 amino acids.
UCGGAAGAAACAUGUCGAUAUAUAAGUAAAUAUACGUUGCGGUUUCGUUUAUUCGUUUAUUCUCAGCAUCGUUUAAAAAAUGGCACCAGUGUCUAAAGUGCUGCGGACUUGUGGCUUAUUGUUUUAUUUAAUUUUAAAAGUGUACAGUGAGGAGCCAAGUGUAGGAAAUCCAUGGAUAGUUAAUUUAGAAGUGGAGAGUAAACAAUGCGUAGACUCGAUCUGUAAUUAUUUAUUGCAUGUGCGCGGAGUGCAAUUCCUUGGUCAUUAUUCUUGGAGAUUAACUCCUGGUGCAGCUUCCGUGGGCAGUGAUUGUGGUGAAUUAUAUCCUAAUUAUGAAAUAAAAAACGUCGAAACGAGCGAAGCUGAUACUCGUUUAGAAGUAGUUGUGCCAAAUUUGAAUGGAAAAAUAUACUUCUGUUUACAAGAUCCCCAGAAGAAGGACGUUCUUUCCAGAUGGAAAUAUAUCCAUCAAGGUGCUAAAUUGUUUUUAGAUCCGAAGAACGACGUAAUAUCAGCCAAGGAUAUAAAGAACACGUCAAAUGAGAAAACAAAAAACGAAUCGAUUCAUCAGAACACAGAAGGUGAAAACGCAAAAACAACGUGGGUAGAUCUAUCCCAUGAUAUUGAUGUGAAUUAUCUACCUAACACGCAACAUACGAGAAAACAACGAGAUAAUAUUGAAGUACUAGUAAACGACAAUUAUGUCCCAAUAAAUAUUCGAGAUCACGCAAAACUAGAAACAUUCGAUCCGCACGAAUUCGAAUUUGAUGAUCCCUUUAAUAACAGAAUUAAAAGAAAACCAAACGGCAGGUAUAGAUAUAGACGUGAAAUUAUAAACAAAGAAAAUAGGGAACAUUUUGAAGAGAUAAAAACAAGCGAUGAUAUAAUAGGUCCUUUUGAUGAUAAAAUAGACCAUAAAGUAAACCCAGAUGAUGUUAAUGGCCAGAAUAAACGACAGACGAGUCCUCGAAUGCCGUUCUUCACAACAGUCAAAGCAGAUCCCGUACCAAUAGUUGUUGAAGGGUUAAGGAUUGAAAGGUCAGAUAAGGAACCUGUUAUUAUAGAAGAAGGCAUACCGAGUGUGCUUGCCGGGAGUGGAUUUACCUUAAGACUUUUUGGUCAAGGUCUGACUCGAAGGACCGUGAUAGCCUUUACCCACGAUCCUAUGGAUUAUGGCCAGCCCUGCAAGUUUCUAGUCAAAGGAGAAUAUAUGGUGAAAGAAGAUUCCUUAUUCCCGCGCACAGCACUCUUCGAUAUGGUAGCUCCACAGCCAAUAAAUGGCCACAAAUUAUACGUUUGCGCCAAGAAUUUAAAAUUCGGUGCAAGAAGUCCUGAUGAAGACGAAGAGAAGUAUUUACAUAUGGGCUUCGAUACGUGGACGAUGUUGGCGACACAUAAUAAUUUAUUACCUUUAUGGGCGACGUUAACUCUUAUAGUCAUCUGUUUGGGAUUUUCAGCUUUAUUUUCUGGUUUAAAUUUAGGCUUAAUGUCUUUGGAUAGGACAGAAUUGAAGAUAAUUUCAAAUACAGGCACAGAUAAAGAGAGGAAGUAUUCGAGAGCGAUAAUGCCAGUAAGAGAUCAUGGGAAUUAUCUUCUUUGUAGUAUACUUUUAGGUAAUGUGGCGGUUAAUUCUACGUUCACGAUAUUACUUGAUGGUUUGACUUCUGGUCUUUUUGCUGUCAUAUUGUCUACGUUAGCUAUUGUACUGCUAGGUGAGAUAACUCCGCAAGCGAUUUGUUCAAGGCAUGGAUUGAUGAUUGGUGCAAAGACUAUUAUGGUCACGAAGGCGGUGAUGGCUCUAACCGCACCAAUGGCGUAUCCAGUCAGCAAGCUCUUAGACUAUUUCCUAGGCGAGGAGAUAGGCAGUGUUUAUAAUCGAGAACGCUUAAAAGAACUUGUCAAGGUAACAACGGACGUCAACGACCUCGACAAGGAUGAAGUAAAUAUCAUCUCUGGUGCGCUCGAGCUUCGCAAGAAGACAGUCUCCGAUGUGAUGACGAAGUUAGAAGACGCUUUCAUGCUGCCCAUUACUUCCAUAUUGGACUUUGAAACUAUGUCGGAGAUCAUUAAAUCUGGUUAUUCUCGUAUUCCGGUAUACGAGGGUAGCAGAGUCAACGUGGUGACGGUGCUGUUCAUCAAAGACCUGGCGUUCGUGGACCCUGAUGACAACACGCCGCUGAAGACCCUCUGCCAGUACUAUCAGAACCCUUGCAACUUCGUCUUUGAAGAUGUCACCCUGGAUGUCAUGUUUAAGCAGUUCAAAGAAGGCCACAAGGGACAUAUGGCGUUUGUUCAUCGUAUCAACAAUGAAGGUGAAGGUGACCCGUUCUAUGAGACAAUAGGUCUGGUGACCCUCGAAGAUGUGAUUGAGGAGAUGAUCCAAGCUGAGAUUGUUGAUGAAACUGAUGUAUUCAUGGACAACCGCACGAAACGACGUCGCAACCGGCCACAGAACAAGCUGCAAGACUUCGCAGCAUUCGCGGAAAGACACGAGAACCAACGAAUACAUAUUUCUCCGCAGCUCACACUCGCUACAUUCCAGUUCCUGAGCACCAGUGUGGACGCAUUCCGACCUGACACAGUAUCAGAAACUGUAUUACGUCGUUUACUAAAACAAGACGUUAUUCAACAUAUUAAAGUAAAGAAUAAAAGCAAACGAGACGCAUGUACUUAUGUCUUCCAGCAAGGGAAGCCGGUGGAUUACUUCGUGCUGGUGCUGGAAGGUCGUGUGGAGGUGACAGUGGGCAGAGAAAACCUCGUAUUCGAAGCGGGACCUUUCACUUACUUCGGUGUGCAAGCACUCACACAGAAUAUUGGUGUUGCGGAAUCCCCAACACCCUCAGCUAUGGGGUCCCUACAGAACAUUAAUAUGGACUCCAUGCUGCGUCACACUUUUGUACCAGAUUACUCCGUUCGUGCAAUCACUGAACUCUACUACCUUACUGUUAAACGUUCUCUAUACUUAGCGGCGAAGCGAGCUACCCUUAUGGAGAAAGGGGCGCUGUCUAAGGGUGCAACUAAUGAACAAUUCGAUACUGAAGUCGAUAAGCUCCUGCAAUCCGUUGAUGAAGACAUCAGUAUCAGCGGUGAACACAAGACACCUUCCCGUCAGGUAUCACCAAACCCGAUGCCAGUGUCCGCGUCCCCUCUAACCAGGUCAUCAUUUGCCCGCGCAUCACCAGACAAGAGUGGAGAUAAGGCCGACGAACAAGAAAAACUACUCAAAUAAGAUCAGUGUUGCCACUUAAUAUUACCGUAUACACGAAAAAAAUUUGGUAAUAAAAAUGUACAAUCACGGAAUUUCGCGGUGUUCGUUUUAGAAAAAAUUACCCUUUUUUACGAGACAAACUCUCAUCUAAUUAGAUUAGUGAGUGUAAACGAAGGGAUAAUAAUAAAAAAAAUGUGUCUCACUAAAGGACUUUUUUGGUAUACAUAUAUAAGCCUUGUAUUGAUUUUUGUUCCGUCUCGUUUCAAAAUUAAACCAUUGUUGGUAAUAAGAAACACCGCCAGAUUUCCCAAUUGUACAAAUGUGUACUAUGCAAGUCCGUUGAAUUGAUUUUUUGUACCGUCUCGUUUCAAAAUGUUCAAACUAUUGUAACUGUUAACACCGCCAAAUCUCCUAACUGUACUCAUUAUCGAAUUUAAAAGAAAAGAUAUAUACACUAGAAAAAUAAUCAUUUAUUAUCUAUGGAUUUAUUUAUUAUGUAAAUUCCGUCAUAAUUAUUUCAAUUGAAUUCGACUUUAAUGGUGGUUAAGCCUUUCAUAGUAAAGGUUUCUGAAAAAUUACACCAAGGGCUCCCACCACUUGCUGAUAGAGGCUCAGAUAGCUUAUGACGUUACUGGUAUAAGGUAACAAAAUCCGAUAUUUUGCAUACGUGUAUCGAAUGAAAGGUACAGGAAAAUAAGCUUACAGUAAAGCUUACUUUCAGUGGUAGAGUAAGAGCGUCGGUGGCUCAGUGGUUUAAGCACUUGACUUGUAAUCUACAGGUCUUGAGUUCGAAUCCCGCCGUACUAAUGAUUUUCGAUUUUUCAUAUGUACAUAAUUUACCCGAUGUUCUUAUUGUGAAGGAAACAUGAUGCAAUCGGCGAAGAAAUUCAAAGAUAUGUGUGAAGUCAACACAGUGCAGUGUUGACUAUGGCCUAGUCACCCUUAGGGUAG